Messenger RNA from Menidia menidia (Atlantic silverside), 1929 nucleotides. NCBI's taxonomy places the organism in Eukaryota, Metazoa, Chordata, Actinopteri, Atheriniformes, Atherinopsidae. The record is from the annotation of a GenBank genome assembly.
AUGAGAGUCUCCAACUACCAACCAGACAUGUGCAGACAGAACCCAACCAUCUUCGUGCCAAACGAUUUCAGACGGGCCCACUCACCGGCUGAUGAAUUGGCAACGAGGGAUCCAGGAAAGAGGAAAGUACAACUUGUCCAAAGCAAACUGAGUCACAAAGAGCAGGAAGUGGCAGGUGGCUCAGUAAUCAAGAUGCUCUUCUCAAAGCCUUCCUACAGAUCAUGUGUCCAUCUUGAGGUGCCUCUGAGAUCCAUUAGCUCUGUUGUCUUUUUGGACAAGUCCCUUUGUAUUUCUCUUGCAGAACUAGAGAAAAGAAGAACAGGCCAAACCAUUUUGUAUAAGUCUGCCCUGUCGUGUAACUUUGGCGUCCCAUCCAGCUGCACAUCCACUGUAGAUGACAUACAAACCAAAACAUCUGAGGAUUAUGGGAGGGCCAGAGUAGCCAUGCUGCGCUGCACUGAACACGAUGUCCAAGAAGACAGUUCGGGUCACAGUACAGUCCUGUUUUCAAAGCAUGAGAGGCAAAAGGCUGUGCAAACACUACAUACCCGACGUGUUAAUAGUAAGACUGGUGACUCACAUACUCAGUCCCACAGAGCUUCUUUUGAAUUAUUGUCAUUCAAAGGGCCAUGCGCCUCAAACGUAAAGGCUGGCAGGCAGAGGGGGAAUGCAGAUGAGGCAGCCUUCUCUGCUCAGAGCAAUUUCAGGCACGGGCGGCACACUUUCAAUCUUGGCCAAGUAGAGUCAGAAGCAUGGAGCAAACAAGCGAGAAGUAACAAGACAAAUGAAGGAGAAGAAGGAGGAGGCAGAUCCGCAGCACCUCAAACUGUCGCCACUCUGGAUGAGACCUGUCACUACCACUUCCGACUGAAGAAAGAUUCUGUGGGUGGCCCUCAUAAGACUCUCAGCCUAAAAGAGGCUUUAGAGCUCUUUAGGCCAGACUUCAUCAGCCGAUCUCAGGGUCGGGUGAGGAGGCUAGAAUGGAGAACUAGAAGAAGAAAAGCAUUGCAGGACUCAAACUCAGACCUGGUGCAAAGCCUAAAGGAAGAUCGAGGCAAGCAGAAGAAGAACUACACCACGCCAGAUCCACUUAGCAAUAACCUUUUCAAGCCGAGAGAGAGGUCUAUAUCAGGCAAAGAGAUGCAGCUGAGGUCCAGACGGAUUUACAACAAGCUGCCGGAGGUGACCAAGAAGAAGGAAGAGGAGAGAAAGAGGGCUGUAUCAAAAACUAACAGAUUACGGGCAGAGGUCUUCAAAAAGCGACUUCUGGACCAGAUCCUCCAAAGAUGAUAUUCUGUUGAAUGUACAGGACGUUGCACUUUGCACUUCAUAAACUCAGAAACAAUUUAUUCCAAGUUAAGUGAGUAAUGGGAACACAAUCUUGCGGUGAAAUUAUUCCACGUAGAAUUUGAAAUGAGUAUGUAAUUAAUUGUUGUUGCGUAAAGUCUAUUCUCAUCACUUACCACAAACAUGCUCAUAAUUAAAAGAUUAGACGAGUUUGUUUGAAGUAUGAAUGUUAUUCUUUUGCUGAAAUAAAUUCCAAAUGAUUGAAUGCAAACAAAUUAAUCAUGGCAUUUAAUUAAUUUAUAUCCAAAGAAUGUACAUACCUUUAAUGAAGACUAAGUAGAGAUAAAGCAUCCCAAGUAAGUGUGUGUACAGAAGCAGUUAGAUUUUCCUGGAAAUAGAGCCUCAGUACUUUGAGCGGAACACCUUCACUCUGUCAGUGUAUUGAAGUAUUGUUCAUAAAGUAAAAGAGUGAGACCACGUUUUGUCAUUGGAUUCACGUCUACCUUGAGGUGGAACCUCCCAUCUGGAACAGUGGAAUUUCAGGCUAAUCGAACUCCGGAGACUGGCAGUGCCUCUGAAAGAGUCCUUUGUCACAGAGCUUCAAACCACAGAUGACAUUGUAAUAAGAGAAGAGAGUCCUGA